AUGUUUGCUCGAGUGAGGCCUCUGGACCCACCCAUGAUUCGCUUGGAGGGGACGGGCGAUUUCACCAUGAGUAAUACAGACAAACCUAUAGAAAAUGAAAAGCCAGACACUGAAUCUAAUGUCAACUGCAACAACAACAACAACGAAGAGGAUAAAUGUGUCUCCAAAAUGUGUAAAUGGGAAUAUUUUGUCCAAAACUUCUCUAAUAAUCUACUCACCCUCAUGCCCAUACGACCCUGUAUUCAAGCCUUAAAGUUUUUUGGAGUUCGUUCCAAUCAUUGGCAGCAGAAAACUGAAAAGAAAAACGACCAAAGGAAAGAGAAAAAGAAGAAAAAAAAGAAGAAGAAAAAAGAGAGGAAAGAGAAAAAAGAGAAAAAACUGGAGAAGAAAAAAGAGCCAGAAGAGAAGCCCAACGUAAUAAAAGAGGAACCAAAGGAGAUUUAUGUUGUGGAUCCAGCAGGGAACACAUACUACAACUGGCUGUUUGUCAUCACUUGUCCUGUGAUGUAUAACUGGGUUUUCAUCAUAGCCAGAGCUUGUUUUGAGGAAUUGCAGGAGGAUUAUUUGAUAUACUGGUUCAUUCUGGAUUAUGUGUCUGAUCUGGGGUAUCUGGCUGACAUGCUGUUCAGGACAAGAACAGGAUAUCUGGAGCAAGGUCUCUUGGUGAAAGAUGAGAAGAAGCUUCAGAAUCGCUAUAUGCAAAGUAUCCAGUUCAAAUUGGACCUCGCUUCUAUGAUUCCAACUGACAUUUUUUACUUUUAUUUUGGCCUGAACUACCCAGAGAUACGCAUGAACAAGUUGUUAAGGGUCAAUCGCUUGUUUGAGUUUUUCCAGCGCACAGAAACGCGGACCAACUUUCCCAAUGUGUUCCGAAUCUCCAACCUUGUCAUGUACAUUGUGAUCAUUAUCCACUGGAACGCCUGCAUGUACUACUCAUUCUCAAAGGCCAUUGGCUUCGGAGCGGAUGCCUUUGUGUACCCAGAUACCUCGGACCCUGAGUUUGGCCGACUGGUGAGAAAGUACGCAUAUAGCAUGUACUGGUCAACUCUAACUCUUACGACCAUUGGUGAGACUCCGCCCCCUGUCCAAAACUCUGAGUACUUCUUUGUGGUAACCGACUUCCUGGUUGGCGUGCUUAUUUUUGCCACUAUUGUUGGUAACGUAGGAUCCAUGAUCACAAACGCCAAUGCAGCAAGAGCAGACUUUCAGGCUCGCAUCGAUGCCAUCAAACAGUACAUGAGCUUCCGAAAAGUAACUAAAGACCUGGAGAAACGAGUCAUCAAAUGGUUUGAUUACUUGUGGACAAAUAAGAAAGCAGUAGACGAGAGAGAGGUUCUUAAGUAUCUGCCGGACAAGCUGAGGGCAGAGAUUGCUAUAAACGUCCACCUGGACACUCUGAAAAAAGUGCGGAUAUUUGCGGACUGCGAGGCCGGACUGCUGGUAGAGCUGGUUCUAAAGCUUCAGCCUCAGGUCUACAGCCCUGGCGACUAUAUCUGCAAGAAGGGCGACAUUGGCCGCGAGAUGUACAUCAUUAAAGAGGGAAAACUCGCAGUGGUGGCAGAUGACGGAGUUACUCAGUUUGUCGUCCUAAGCGACGGUAGCUACUUUGGAGAAAUCAGUAUUUUAAACAUCAAGGGCAGUAAAGCAGGAAAUCGUAGAACCGCCAACAUCCGCAGCAUUGGCUAUUCAGACCUGUUUUGUUUGUCCAAAGAUGAUUUGAUGGAAGCACUGACCGAAUAUCCAGACGCUAAGGCCAUGCUGGAGGAAAAGGGAAGGCAGAUCCUUAUGAAGGACAAUCUGCUUGAUUUGGAAUUGGCUAAGCAGGGCCCCGAUCCCAAAGACUUGGAGGAGAAGGUUAUCAAAAUCAGCAGCGUAAUGGACGAACUGCAAACACGCUUCGCCCGUCUGUUUGCAGAACAGGAAGCUGUGCAGGGAAAACUGAAGAAACGCAUCACUAAAUUAGAGAAAAAGAUCACGUCCUCCAGUGGCCUACUGGAAACAGAACGGGUGACUGCCGAAAAGAAAGAAGAUGCAUAAAAGUAAAAAGUAAAAAUUUGAAAAAAGCCAUGUGUAUUUGAUUGUGUUUACA
Molecule: messenger RNA, 2089 nt
Organism: Paramisgurnus dabryanus
Lineage: Eukaryota; Metazoa; Chordata; Actinopteri; Cypriniformes; Cobitidae
Gene: cnga1b
Product: cyclic nucleotide gated channel subunit alpha 1b
Biological process (GO): monoatomic cation transmembrane transport
Cellular component (GO): intracellular cyclic nucleotide activated cation channel complex; plasma membrane
Molecular function (GO): intracellularly cGMP-activated cation channel activity; cGMP binding; intracellularly cAMP-activated cation channel activity
Source: RefSeq, a predicted model, not a curated record